Molecule: messenger RNA, 348 nt
Organism: Prorocentrum cordatum
Lineage: Eukaryota; Dinophyceae; Prorocentrales; Prorocentraceae
Source: the annotation of a GenBank genome assembly
AUGGUGGUGCUUGACCCGAACGCGCGGCUCGGGGGCUCCAACGUCGGGGACAUCUCGGGGCCGCGGGCCCCCGUCGCCGACGCGCCGCUGCCGGGCCGAGGCUUCGACGGUGCCCACCGCUGCGCCGCCCCGGUGCUGAGCCUGGAGGACUGCUGCCUGCGCCGGCUGGGGCGCAGCUGGGCGCGCGUGGAGGCCGCCGCGACGGAGUUCUGCGCAGAGCGCCUGCGGGAGCAGGUGCACUCCACCGUCGCGCGCUUCCGGCGGGUGCGCGAGCUGGCCUUGAAGGAUCGGCAGGCCCGGCGGGAGCGGCAGGAGCCGCUGUCCGGGAGCUCGGGCGAGGAGCCGUGA